Molecule: messenger RNA, 3952 nt
Organism: Carassius gibelio (silver crucian carp)
Lineage: Eukaryota; Metazoa; Chordata; Actinopteri; Cypriniformes; Cyprinidae
Product: dolichyl-diphosphooligosaccharide--protein glycosyltransferase subunit 2
Exons: 17
Coding region: 117-2045 (642 amino acids)
Biological process (GO): protein N-linked glycosylation
Cellular component (GO): membrane; oligosaccharyltransferase complex
Source: RefSeq, a predicted model, not a curated record
UAUGAUGUCUAUUAUUAGAUCAAAUUAACGCACAUGUCACCCUACACUGGUUAAAGAAGUUUCAUCUGCAUAACCCGGAAGUUCUCUGUGCUUUUGGUGACGGUGCAUUAGGCGACAUGGCUCAUCUUUGUUUGUUUAGCCUGUUGGCCCUGUCCCUGGUUCUUAAGACCCAGGCCUUGACCCCAACCCAUCAUCUGACCACCACUGAUGUGGCCAGACUUCAGGCUGUAUUAAGCCAACCCUUCACUGACCUCAAGUCUGCUUAUUACUCUGUUGUUGGACUUAGCAAGUUGGGGAUCUUUGUUGCGGAUGCAGAUGAGACAUGCCGGUUUAUCAAGUCAAACCUGGACCCCUCUAGCGUGGAGUCACUCUUUUAUGCCGCAGAGGCCAGUCAGGCUCUGCCUGGAUGUGAGAUUCCUGUGUCAAAUGACACUCGUGAUUUGCUUUUGGCCACCGUCAGUGAGGACUCCACUGCCUCUCAGAUCCAUCAGUCUGUGAGUACUCUCAGCUCUCUUGGCUUACCUCUGGCCUCACAGGAAGUGGUCAGUGCCCUGAAAGCUCGCAUCUCCAAAGAGGAUAAUGUCUUGACAAUAAUUUUGGCACUGCAGACUGCGUCUCGUCUCUCUCAGCAAGCUGAACUUGGAGAUAUCCUGGAGGAGAUUGAGGAUCUCGCUGCCCGUUUAGAUGAUCUUGGUGGAGUGUAUCUUCAGUUUGAGGAGGGGUUGGAGGCCACAGCACUGUUUGUUUCUGCUGCAUAUGCCCUGUCUGAUCAUGUGGACAUGGAGCCCCCCCUGAAAGAGGAUCAGGUUAUCCAGCUAGUGAACUCCAUCUUCAGUAAGAAGUCUUGGGACUCUCUCUCAGAGGCAUUCAGUGUUGCUAGCGCAGCUGAAUCGCUUUCCAACAAUCGCUUCCAUGUUCCAGUCAUUGUCAGUGCCCAGGGGCCUGCUGCCAUAUCCCACAGCCAGCCCUUCCUCCGGCUUCAGGUGACAGAUGUCCUUUGCCAGCCCCUCAGUUCAGCAAGUGUGCUGGUGGAGUCAGCCAGUGCUACUUCCUCAAAAUCUGCCAUCCUAAGCCAGGCACCAUUCACCCUCAGAGAUGGGAUUUUUGAGCUGAAUUUCAUGUCCAGCAAACCAGCGAGUGGCUACUAUCAGUUCUCUAUUGCUAUUGCUGGUGACAGCCGAUUUGUUGCCAACCAUGUUGAGCUCAAGGUAAAGGUUUCUACCCGAGUUUCCAUCAACAACAUGGAUUUGUCUGUCGUGGACAAGGACCAGAGCAUUGGCCCCAAAACUACCAGAGUGGAAUAUCCAACGAAAGCCAAAGCAUCUUUUAUGGCAGACAGCCAUCAGAACUUUGCCAUGACAUUCCAGUUAGUUGAUGAGACCACAGGAGUGGAACUCACACCCCACCAGACCUUUGUGAGGUUACACAACCAGAAGACCGGUCAGGAGGUUGUGUUUGUGGCUGAACCUGACAGUAAGAAUUUGUAUAAGUUUGAGCUUGACACAACUGAGAGAAAGACAGAGUUUGACUCCAUCUCUGGCACCUACGCUCUUUACCUGAUGGUGGGAGACGCUACGCUGGAGAACCCUAUUUUGUGGAACGUGGCUGACGUUGUGCUGAAGUUCUUAGAUGAAGAGGCACCUUCAACAAUUCAGGCUAAAACGUUGUACACACCCAAACCAGAAAUCCAGCAUCUAUUUAGAGAGCCAGAGAAAAAGCCUCCCACAGUUGUGUCCAACGCAUUUACCGCACUGGUCCUCUCUCCGUUUCUGCUCCUGCUCAUACUGUGGUUUAAACUCGGAGCCAAUAUUUCAAACUUCACACUGUCACCCAGCACUAUUCUCUUCCAUAUAGGUCACGCAGCUAUGUUGGGUCUAAUGUAUGUGUACUGGACUCACUUGAACAUGUUCCAGACUCUGAAAUAUUUGGCUAUCAUAGGCAGCCUCACAUUCCUGGCUGGGAACCGCAUGCUAGCACAAAAAGCUGUGAAAAGGAUUGCUGCAGAACAAAGUAGUAGGUUGGCAAAAUAUAGGAGUCUGCGAUAAAUGCCUGAAUGUUUUGCAAAAAAGAAAGGCCAGUCUUCAGGCUGAAGUAAGGCUUGAUGUUGCCACCUGUGCAUCCCAUAAUAUGGCAUCAACAUUUCCAUGAUAACACCUACUGCAUGGCUAUGUUGGUGUGUUAGUUGAGUGAAGCUCACAACUUCCUUUGAAACAUAAUGCCAUUUGUGACUGUCAAGCCAUAUUUUUCAUGUCAUGCUUUUUAUUGAUCAGAGUGUUGUGAUUUACUUAUUUUUGUUGGCUUGUGUUUCACUUCAUUAGUGUGAGCAGUGACAUACUCCAGACUACAGUUAAGGCCCUUUGUGAUAAAUUGCUUGAUCUUUUUGAUCUGAGAUUUUAUAUUUAUUUUGCCCCAAAGUCUUUUUGUCCCUGCGAUUGUGUUUCUCAGUUGGGGAGUUGCUUGAUUAAAGUUCUGCGUGAACAAAUACUCAAACUCCAAGCAGCAAGUUAACUAAACUAUUAUUUCCAGUACAAAUGUGUUCUAACAAUAAGGGGCAUCAUAGGGCUUCACUAUUGGUUCACAAAUGGCAGUGAUAUUUGCCUAGCACAAAUAACAUUUGCAGCAUUGCCUUUUUGUUUUUUAUUGUUCAAAUAUUUUCUCAUCUGGCUUUAUGUACACAUAUUUCUUUAUCAUGCAAAAGUAGUUAAAUUUAUAAUAGUGAAUUUGCUCUAAAAUAUCAGUUUGAUCGGCAGCCUUUAACAUCAACAACCAAAAUACAGGUUUCCUGUUGUUUUUUACUAACAAACACAAAAAUUGGUAAAACUUCAGAGUAGGAAACACAUAUUCAAUAUUAAUUAUAAAGAGUUUUUUCCGAACAAAUUCCUAAUUUGCUGAUAAUAAUAAUUAAUAGUUAGGUUGUUAAUUUUGGGUAUGGGGUGGAUUAAGGGAUCUAAAUAUGGUCAUGCAGAAUAAGUCAUUAAUAUGUGCUUUGAGUACUAAUAAACAGCCAGUAUGCUAGUAAUACGCAAUUAUUUAAAAGUGAUAACUGGUGCUUAAAAUAGUGUUACCAAAAAUUCUUAUGACAUUAAUUCUGUAAAAACACAAAUCUAAACAAAUUUACAGUACAACCUGUAAAUUAAUUAGCAAGGAUAUACUGUUUCUUAAAUCAGUUUUAUGCUUUAAACAGGUGGUAAAGAAAAAGCCACAUGAUGAAAAAAAAUUUAAUCACAAGUAGCCUUUCCACAAGGUGAGGUAAAUUCUAAUGAAUAGUAAGUGCAUGGUGUCAUACAGACACAAUAUACACAUCUGAUAGCAAAAACUACCAGUAAACAAUUAUUUAAAUGAAAUCCAAUCAAAUGUGAAGUGCCACAAGUAAUUUUGGAAAUGGAAGUUUAUGACUUUUCAGUUCUUUUCUACUUCCCAAAAGGGCACAUUUAACAGUAUUUUACUAUAAAAUUACAUGUAAGUUAAGAAUUAUGACACUGAAUUUUUCUGUAUAUGAUAAAGGAACCUGCCACUAACCAGUUAAUAAAUGUUUACUGUAGCGUUUUUACAAUUAAAAUUACAAUGAUUUCUUAGUGGAGCUCAUAGUAGUCUGGUGAAUACUACUUGUAACCUGUGAGAGAUUAGAGAUUAUGCAUUUAUCAAAAGCGAUUUACAGUGCAUUCAGGUAAUAAUUUUUUAUCAAUAUGAGUGUUCCCUCGGAAUUGAACCCAUGACCUUUUGUUCUGCUAACACAAUGCUCUACCACUGAACCAGAGAACCUACACAUAACUGGCCUGUUAAAGAGGAAUUGCUCUGUGCAAGCAGUGCCUGGUAUUUGCAAUACCUGAUUUGCAUAUGUUUUCAAACCUUGCUGAAGCACUGCAGACAUGAUGCAUGCUAAUAAACAAUGCUCUGUGCAUGCUAUAUAUUCUUGGUGAAUUCCUUCUAUUAAAAUUGUUUUGAAUUCUCA